AUGGGCGUCGGGAUCUUCAGCUGCGACGAGACGAUGGUCUUCAGCGACAAGAAGGUUCCGCUUGCAUCUGGCAUCGUGCCGAUCAUCGUUGCGAAGAACCUCACUGCUCCGGAGGGUACUGUGGAGCACAUCCUCAACACGGAGAUCUUCAUGAAUGCUUGGGAGUUGAUCCGCACGCACGGCAACUACAAACAGUUCGAUUGGAUCGUGAAGGCAGAUCCGGAUUGCGUCUUCGUAUUUUCUCGGUUGCAGGACCACCUGUCCACGAUCCCCGCCGACGGCAACCAGUACAUCGUGAAUUGCAAGGUUAGUUUUGGUUUCUUUGGAUCAUUCGAGGUUAUUUCUCGAGGAGCACUAGACUUAUACUAUGCAGGCGCCAAGAGGUGCAAGGACGAGCUGGACUGGGCCUCCGAAGGGGAAGACUUGUACAUGAAGGAUUGUUUCGACCUGCUGGGUGCAGAAGCCUUCGAGGACUUCGGCAUGCUCACCGACGGCUAUUGCUUGGAGCCGCCCUCCCCGUGCCUGUCCGGCAAGGUCGCGUUCCACGCCAUGAAGACUGUCGGCCAGUAUUUCGAGUGUUUGGAGGAGGCAGAGCGCCCAACCAGUAGCUCUGAGACGCAUGAAGCAUGA
Molecule: messenger RNA, 630 nt
Organism: Prorocentrum cordatum
Lineage: Eukaryota; Dinophyceae; Prorocentrales; Prorocentraceae
Source: the annotation of a GenBank genome assembly